Molecule: messenger RNA, 168 nt
Organism: Phytophthora nicotianae INRA-310
Lineage: Eukaryota; Oomycota; Peronosporomycetes; Peronosporales; Peronosporaceae
Exons: 2
Coding region: 1-168 (55 amino acids)
Source: RefSeq, a predicted model, not a curated record
AUGGGAACCAAGGAGUUCUGGAAAUUUGAUCCAGCAACAGAGGAAGUAAAGUUGCGUCCUAUCCCUGGCAAAAUGCUGCUCUUGUGUCUGGAUGGAUACAACAAGAGCAACGAUGCUUCUAUGGGAUGCACGAUGAUGGUGAUCUGGGUGGUGGGCGGUUUCCUGUGA